AUGUUAUUCUGGAUUCAGCAUAAGUGGUCUGGCCUUUGGCUUCUAAUAUUGGCUUUAGGUGGGAUCAGCCUGUUCUUGUAUGGAUUUUUCCCAUUAAAAUACCAUUCAGGAAAACUGGCCCAUAUGGAUGAUCUGCCAAAUUUUAUUGACGGUGUCAGCAUUGAUGGCCAUGAAGUUUAUAACUCUGGAGAGAACAGUGUGAUUCUUAUGGUCAUAGAUGGCUUACGCUAUGACUUUGUAACCGAAGAGUAUAUGCCUUUUACUGGCCAAUUAUUAAAGAAUAAAUCAGCGUGUAUUUAUGUAUCUGUGGCAGAACCACCAACGGUCACUAUGCCAAGGAUUAAGUCCCCCGAGCGUAAGAAGGAAAAGGCACAAUGGAGGCGCACGAUAAACUUCUGGCGGGACAUAUUUGCAAUGAUGACCGGAAGUGUAUCAACAUUUGCGGAUGUAGCUUUAAAUUUCGGGGCGCCAGCUGUAAAAGGUGACAGCGUGUUGCGCGUGGCGACCUCUAGAGGGCGCCACACUAUCUUAUAUGGAGAUGACACGUGGUUGAGGCUAUUCCCUGGUUUAUGGACAGAUUAUGAUGGAACUACCUCAUUCUUUGUUACAGAUUAUACCGAGGUAGACAACAAUGUCACAAGACACUUAGAUACAGUCCUCGCUCCGCUAGAAGACAAAAAACCAAAAUUUGACUUUUUAGUACUCCACUAUUUAGGCUUGGACCAUAUUGGCCACCUAGAAGGCGCUAAGAGUCCAAAAAUAAAACCCAAACUUAUAGAAAUGGAUGAAAUUGUAAAGAAAAUAUAUGCAGCCAUGCAAACAUGGGACAGAACGGGUGUGCUCAUAAUUUGUGGAGACCAUGGAAUGCGUGACGCCGGGGGCCAUGGUGGGGCAUCGCCCGCAGAAGUCCUCGUUCCACUCGUCGUCAUAAAAAGCGCAGACUUCCAGUGUCCGCAUGAACAGGGUCCAGGUCCUGUAGUAGCACAAGUUGACAUAGCACCAACUAUAGCCUGGCUCCUAAACACCCCGAUACCUGGUGACAGCACUGGCAAGUUUCUCCCAUCGCUGCUACCCUCGGAUAUCAGGCAGCACUUGUAUUUACUCCACGUUAACGCACAACACAAUGUCAAACAGGGUGUGCCGACGGAUACUGAAUAUUACAGGCAAUUCAAACGAGCUGAGACUCAAUUCGCUCGCUAUCUCACCUCCGGGCAGCAAAGUGCCGCGCGGAUAGCGAAAGAGUUCUACGACGAAUCUCUAAUUGCUAUGUCCAAACAACUUACGGAGUCUACCACGGAUUUCGAUAUGUUUUCUCUUGGUCUGGCUACUGUAUUCUUGUAUUUUGUAGUAACGGCGCUCGCCUGCGUCACGCUGUACUCGUUACAACCAGACAAUCAAAGGAAAAUCAGUAUCACAGACAAACAUAGGACCAACAUCGGUUCAAUAGUCGCGUUCGCUAUAAUUUUCGCCGUUUUCGGCACAAUCCUUACAGUCGCUUGCUUCAUAACGGAGACGAAGAGCCAGUUCUGCUCGUUCAAUCCGCUCUGGUCUAUCGCAUUCUUGUCUAUGGUCUUCGCGUUAACGGUCACUUAUUUCCUGAUUAAAACCGGUGUCGAAAAGAUCCGCGAUCUGUCAAUGUUACGGGAGUUGAACGCGAUAGACUAUCUACUUAUAAUCGGGACUUUGUUCCAUGCUUGGUCCUUCUUCGGGACGAGCUUUAUCGAGGAGGAGCAUAUGACGUGGUACUUCUUCUGGAACACGUUGAUGUUCUUCGUCCUGGUGCGGACGAUCGUGGUCUUGGUGAUGUAUUUUAGUAAGCGGUGGUCGGGGGCUACGGAGGUGCAAGAGAAACCGGAUUUGGACCAUCGGAUGAGCGCUGUGGGUGUCGGUAUUGUGCCGAAGUGGGUUCUCCUCAUUGCUUUGCAUAGAUAUCUUCGAACAAUGAAUCAAACAGGAGACCGAUGGCUAUUCUUACCUGAUACAGCCGAUUGGUUGAAUGCCCCAGAAAACUCUAUAUAUCUUCAAGGGCAUCUCGUCUUUGGUACUCUGCUCACCCUAGCUAUUUGUCUAUGGAAUAUCCGGCACAUGAACAAUUACAUGAAAUUUCAUUCCAUAAUAACAAUACUGGCAACACUCUGCAUCCUCUGCUACAGGAUAACAACUAACGCCUUACACUCUCCAUUCGAAGAAAUAAAAUCCUGGGACAAUGUUUUGAUAGUGGAAAUUUUCUGGUGGCUACUAGCAGGACAGACCAUAUUUGAAGCAAUUACCUAUUUGGGUGUAUUCAAAGCUUGCGGUUACAAUCCAAACUCGAAAUUCGCGUAUAGCAAGCCUAAAGAGAAGAGCGAAGAUUAUUUCUAUGAUAUAAUGGAAGAACCCUGGAAUAUCAACGAUGUCAAACUAAACUUGGCAAGAUCACUAACGCACAUAAUGUAUAACCAAAUGAUGUUGAUUAUUGUACUAUUGAUGCGACCACACAAUGUUAUAAUGGUGCCAAGUAUUUAUAUUACUUGCCUGAUAACAGCCAAGUGUCUGGACCACAAGUUAUUAGAUGCAAGGCCAGGAAGGAAUACGGAGGCAGCUGAUAUACUUGGCUUGACCUUGGCUCAUAUAUGGAUUGGGGCUGUGUUUUAUUUUUAUCAGGGUAACUCGAACAGUCUAGCAUCCGUAGACCUGGGAUCAGGUUAUGUGGGGCUGAGUGAGUACAGCCCCGUGAAGGUCGCGGCCCGAAUGGGACUACACGCGUACGCUGGACCCGCGUUGGCUGGGGCACAUCUGUUUUGUUCGUUACCUACUAGCGAUAUGAACAAAUAUCUACAAGCUGUAUGGCGAGUGUCAAACAUAAUGGCUUUACAGCGAGUGUACCAAUUAGUUAUAUACUGUGUAAUCGCAAUAGUUUUUAGACACCACCUGUUUGUAUGGUCAGUUUUCUCGCCUAAACUGCUUUACGACUUCGUAGCGACUGUAUUCUCUGUACAGGCGUUACUUACGAUUGCCGAAAUAGUUCUUAUAACACAUAUAGUCAGUUGGAUUGCUCGAGCGAUUAUCUACAGAAGGUUGUCAUAG
Molecule: messenger RNA, 3066 nt
Organism: Leptosia nina
Lineage: Eukaryota; Metazoa; Arthropoda; Insecta; Lepidoptera; Pieridae
Source: the annotation of a GenBank genome assembly